Molecule: messenger RNA, 1131 nt
Organism: Adineta steineri
Lineage: Eukaryota; Metazoa; Rotifera; Eurotatoria; Adinetida; Adinetidae
Source: the annotation of a GenBank genome assembly
AUGAAACGUUACGUAUCGAAUCUACCUCAAUUAAAUCUAAUACCUCGAUUACCAAAAAACCCUCAAAAUUUUUCAAUUAUUUCAAUUGGUGCUGGUGCAAUUGUUACUUUAGGACAUCUUCCAGCUUAUGAAUUAGCUGGAUUUUCUGUUCAAGGUAUUUAUGAUAUUGAUCGACAUAAAGCAUUAGAUGUAGCAAACAAAUGGAAUAUUCCAAAUGUAUAUGAUACAAUAAAUGAAGCAUGUACAGAAUCAAUAAAUAAAAAUGUUAUAUUUGAUAUAGCUGUUCCAUCGAAACAAAUCAUAUCUAUUCUUAAACAACUUCCAAUAAAUUCUCAUGUACUCAUUCAAAAACCAAUGGGUGAAAAUCUUAUCGAUGCUCAAGCAAUUGUUAAUAUAUGCAAAGAACGUCAUAUUCAUGGUUCUGUUAAUUUCCAACUUCGUUAUGCUCCGUAUAUUCUUGCUCUUAAAGAUGCUAUAAAUCGUGGUUGGUUAGGUGAUAGAUUAACUACGAUUGAAAUACAUGUUAAUGUUCAUACAGCAUGGUCAUCAUGGCCAUUUUUAGCUACAGCACCACGUCUUGAACUUAUUUAUCAUUCUAUACAUUAUGUUGAUUUAAUACGUGACCUAUUAGCACCGAAUGAACCUAGUUCAUUACAUUGUCGAACGAGUCAACAUGCAGUAAUGCCACAUUUAACACCAGUACGAUCAUCUUAUUCAUUCGAAUAUAAACAUGAUCCAAUGUUAUUUGUUAAUAUAUAUACAAAUCAUCAUCAUCGAUGGAAUAAAAAUCAUGCUCAAUCAUAUUUACUUAUUGAAGGAACUGGUGGUGCAGCUAAAGCACAAAUUGGUGAUAAUCUUGCUUAUGGAGAAAAUACAGCAGGAAAACAAAUAGAUUAUUUACAAAUUUGUUCGGAUAAAAUAACGAAUGGUGAAUGGAUUGAUAUUGAUUUACAAGGUCGAAAUCGUUUUCCUCAUGCAUUCAUUGGACCAAUGGCCGCAGCUAUGUGUCGUUAUGAGAAUGAAGAUGAUCGACCUUCAACUGAUAUUGAAGAUGCACUUAAAACAAUGACAAUACUUGAAGCAGCAUGGGAAAGUUCAACAAAUAAUAUGACUCCAAUUUCAUAUAAAUAA